AUGGCAUUCGCUCCAUCGGUAUCAGCCUUCUCUCUACCACUUCCCCUGUGGCAACAAGAUCCAAGUGUUCGGGUUGCGAAGUAUGAAUCUAGGAAGCGCAGAAACCAGUAUGAUACAGGAGAAGACGAAAGCGACAAUAACGGGGAUGAUGGCGAGACCACGGAUGCUGUGUCGGAAUUUGGACCCACGAACCCACCUAUGAUCUUGUCUCCUGAGGAAGUUGGCCAGUACCGUGUUGCAGGUCUUCCCUUUGACGAGGAAUUACCUGGUGGUCAUUUCCCGCAUGGCCCGGCCAAAGAAAGGAACCGAAAAGUAAACGAUCGUCACUCAAUUGAGAAACAGUUGUCGAACCUCUCACCCCCCUUAUAUGCGCCUCAGUCUGCAGCACGUCAAGGGAAUCUCCGGCUUCACCACCUUUCGGUGCUCACUUCCGUGCUUCAUCGGUGUCUUCUCGAUGGGGAUUAUAUCCGUGCGGGCAAGGCAUGGGGUCUGCUGAUUCGAGAACAGUUUAGGGGUCAACCAAUUGACGUGCGUUCCGAGGAUAGAUGGGGUAUUGGCGCAGAAAUAUUACUGCGAAAAGACCACCAGAUAUCUCGCAGAGUAUCUGAAGGCGCAUCAACCGACGGCGAUGGAUAUCACGGGUCUGGUGCUUUCUCAAAGCUUCUAUUCACCAGAAAAGGGUUCGAAGAUGCCAAGGAAUAUUACGAGACACUCAUAAUUCAGCAUCCAUACCAAAAGCAUGCACCGAACGCUAUAGAUGCAUUGUACUUUUAUCCAGCCAUGUUUGGUUUAUGGGUAUACGUCACACAAGAAGAAAGUGUGGCUGCACGUGGAGAUCUCGAAGACCGGGAUCCAGCCUCACUGAGGGAAGCCUGGGAAGACGAAGACGCCAACUCUGAGAACGGCAGUCGAGACGACUGGCAGGAGAAAUAUCAGAGGCUCACCGCUGGCGUUAGGGCAAAGGAAUUGGCCGAAGCUUAUAGGAUUUCUGCGAGGAUGGAUGGGCUUCUUACAUCACCCCCGUAUUCAGACAGCCCGGAAUUGCUUGAGCUGCGGGGCAUGGUGUCUCUCUGGAUCGCCGAUCUGCUCAUUUCAAGCCUGCCUUCUGGGGACAGUGUUGAUGAAGACGAAGUUAGUUACACCGGAAUGGGUAAUGUUGAUGAUGAUAAUGAUGUUUUCAUGUCCACGGCGAAACCUGAUAAUGUGGAAGCGAGACAAGAGCGGCGAGCGGCCAUGGAAAAGAGAGAACUGGAAAUUACCAAGUCGACAGAAUACAUGGAGAAGGCCCAACAACGGAAACGGGGAGUUGAUUCCAAAAUGCAGGAUUUGCACAUCGUCAACGACAUGUCUCUGCAUUCAUCCGAUUCCAAUUGA
Molecule: messenger RNA, 1374 nt
Organism: Aspergillus puulaauensis
Lineage: Eukaryota; Fungi; Ascomycota; Eurotiomycetes; Eurotiales; Aspergillaceae
Exons: 1
Coding region: 1-1374 (457 amino acids)
Biological process (GO): nucleolar large rRNA transcription by RNA polymerase I; transcription initiation at RNA polymerase I promoter
Cellular component (GO): RNA polymerase I core factor complex
Molecular function (GO): RNA polymerase I core promoter sequence-specific DNA binding; TBP-class protein binding; RNA polymerase I general transcription initiation factor activity
Source: RefSeq, a predicted model, not a curated record